UUAUCCAAUAGGACUCCGUCUAGGGUUUUCUCCUCCGCCGUCUCUUCGGGUCAGGUGCUUCUGAUUGCCCGCCCACGGAGGUCCUGGCCGUUUCUGUUGCCUGCGAGAGUUGCCGUGGAAUCAAAACCGGCCGGCGGGAUGAUGGCAGAAUCGAGGGGGCCGGGGUUCAAUCCAAUCCGCGGAGGAGAUGAUCCCGAGAGCACUACCGAAUCUCCUCCACGCCCGCUUUCCGACCCAUGGAUGCCCCUUGCUUCGCCACCGCGCCGUCGACAGUCAUCCGAAUCAGACUCUGGAUCGGCGCUGGAAAGGUCGGCAAGGGGGAGGAAGAGGAAGAGGGUCACCGAGCCUAGGGAUUCGGCGAGCUCUGGUUCUGUCUCCUCUGCCUACAGCUCUCCACUUCGCGAGCCCAAGGCUCCCUUGGUGCCCCUUACAGAUGAAGAUGGUUCCGUGUCCUACUUCUUCACCAGUGACAAAGCUGCCGUGGACAAAUACUACGAUGAUGUGGAGAAAUACGAUGCAAAAAUGGCUCGUCAUGAGCGGUUGUUGACAAGCGGGCGAUCCAGUAUCACUGAGCGCUACUCUCCGAAGGACACGGAGGCUGUUAUAACUUAUGGCAAAUCAGUUCUUACCCUUUCGUCCUACCAGGAUGGCAAGGUGAUGAACCAGUGCGCAGGAAUCGUCGUUGAGGUAGAUGCAGUUAAGAACGCUGCUGUCAUUCUCACCUCCGCAUGGAUCAUCUGCAGCAAGAAACCUCUAGAUGACUGGAAAAACAAGGAAUAUGAUCCUGAGGCAAAGGUCAAUGUCCAUAUGUUGGAUGGCUCAGUCGUGGAGUGUCGGCUGAUGUACUUCAGCAAGCACUAUGAGAUAGCGUACUUUGAGAUUCCUCAAGCUAGUCAGUUGCAGACAUUGUCAUUGGAAUGUAAUGUGGAGUUUGAUCAGGAUGUAUUUCUAUUGGCUAGAGAUACUGAUUUGAAUCUGAUCUAUAAGCGAGAUAAGGUGCAACUUGUAGAUCCGUGUGAACACCAACACAAUCACUACCAAUUCGUCCACGGUCCAAUCCCUGAGUGUGGAACCGGAGGAGCAUUGCUGGACCUUAGUGGAAAAGUUGUUGGGAUGCUAUUCUACAAACUGCCACUUGUUGCCUUCAUUCCAAGCUCUCUUAUAUUGAAGUGUUCAGUCAUGUGGCAACGUUUUGGGCAACUUGCUCGACCACAGCUUGGCUUGAAGCUAGGGACAUUGGGAUUUCUAGGCAUUCCCCGUGUUGACUUCAUGUCACGUAAUUUCAAUAUUUCCUCUGGUCUCAUUGUAGGAGAGAUUUCAGCAAAAUGUGAUGCCGAGAAGCUUGGCAUUAGGGCAGGGGAUGUUAUUUUUUCAUGCCAGAAAAAUCGCGUUUCAAGUAUUGUUCAGUUGGAAAAUGUGCUGUUGGGUGUUGGUGAAAAACAUCUUGAGAAGAGCAAUGAUCUUAGCUCUGAAGUUGAUGUUGAGAUUGGUGUUUUUCAUGUGCGCAAACGCACACAAAGUGUUGUUACUUUAAGAGUUGAGUUGUCAGAUCAUCUGGAAUUAUUUCACUCAGAUGAUGCAGAUGCUAAGGCAGUAGGAAGCAAGGGAGAGGAAGCACCGGUAUCUGCUGCAGGCGAAGCAGAUCCAUGAAGAAUGUUGAGCAGUAGACUUAACUACCGGGCAUGAUACAUGGCAGGUGCCAGGAGAACAUAUUCUUUCCAGCUUUCCCGGCCCAUCUGUUUGAUUUUUCUCUGUCCCGGCUAACUCCUGCCAUGCUCCGAAUUUGAGCUAAACAUUAUUAGUAUGAUCAAGAUGGUCAAAAACUAUGGCAUGGUAAAAGCGUGUGGAUCUACAUUGAUUCUAACCAACGCGACGUCUGGGUUAAUUUUCCCUAAUUGACCAUGUACCACUAUCUUUUGGGUGCGUAGGUUUAUAUGAGUAGAUUGAUACGUUCCUUCAUGGUACCAUAUUGGCGCUGAAUUUACAUGCGCUGUGAAUGAGUAGAUGGUGGAUUAUAGCA
Molecule: messenger RNA, 2020 nt
Organism: Lolium rigidum
Lineage: Eukaryota; Viridiplantae; Streptophyta; Magnoliopsida; Poales; Poaceae
Exons: 11
Coding region: 139-1650 (503 amino acids)
Molecular function (GO): protein binding
Source: RefSeq, a predicted model, not a curated record